This is a messenger RNA of Dendrobium catenatum, 1025 nucleotides long. RefSeq names its product 26S proteasome regulatory subunit 6A homolog. Gene Ontology annotation, biological process: proteasome-mediated ubiquitin-dependent protein catabolic process. Gene Ontology annotation, cellular component: proteasome regulatory particle, base subcomplex. The record is from RefSeq and is a predicted model, not a curated record. Gene Ontology annotation, molecular function: proteasome-activating activity; ATP binding; ATP hydrolysis activity. Lineage: Eukaryota; Viridiplantae; Streptophyta; Magnoliopsida; Asparagales; Orchidaceae.
UCACUUGGCUUCCAGCCUACUCAAAAGGCUUCGCUAUCUCUCAAGUUUGCAUCUUCGUCGCGGACCUCGCCCUCCCUGUCAUGGCUUCGGCUUCGGUUCCUACGGUGAUGGUGGAGGACAACAACUUCGAGGACGACCAGCUUGCUGCGAUGACAACCGAUGACAUAACUAGGGCCUCUCGGCUUCUCGACAACGAGAUCCGAGUUCUCAAGGACGAGCUGCAGAGGACGAACCUAGAACUGGAAUCGUUCAAGGAGAAGAUAAAGGAGAAUCAGGAGAAGAUCAAGCUCAAUAAACAGUUGCCUUACCUCGUCGGAAACAUCGUAGAGAUUUUGGAGAUGAAUCCAGAAGAGGCUGAGGAAGAUGGAGCUAAUGUUGAUUUAGACUCUCAAAGAAAGGGAAAGUGUGUUGUGUUGAAGACAUCAACUCGUCAAACAAUCUUUCUUCCAGUUGUUGGGCUCGUUGAUCCUGAUAAGCUGAAGCCAGGUGAUCUGGUUGGUGUUAACAAGGAUAGCUAUCUGAUAUUGGAUACUCUUCCAUCUGAAUAUGACUCACGUGUAAAAGCAAUGGAGGUUGAUGAAAAGCCAACGGAAGAUUAUAGUGACAUUGGUGGCCUUGAAAAACAGAUUCAAGAACUUGUUGAAGCCAUAGUCUUGCCGAUGACACACAAGGAUAGGUUUCAGAAGUUAGGCAUUCGACCGCCUAAAGGAGUACUACUAUAUGGACCACCUGGCACUGGAAAAACAUUGAUGGCUCGUGCUUGUGCUGCACAAACAAAUGCAACAUUUCUGAAGCUAGCGGGCCCACAACUUGUUCAGAUGUUCAUUGGUGAUGGUGCAAAACUUGUACGUGAUGCUUUUCAGCUUGCCAAAGAAAAGUCUCCUUGUAUCAUUUUCAUAGAUGAAAUUGAUGCAAUAGGGACCAAACGUUUUGAUAGUGAAGUAAGUGGUGAUAGAGAAGUUCAACGAACAAUGUUGGAACUGCUUAAUCAGCUUGAUGGAUUUAGUAACGAUGAUCGAAUAAAG